UAUCCGAUGAUAGUAUACCCGUGGACACGACCCUCCUUGUCUUCAUCCGCGAAUAUGCAAAAUUUCGAGGUACAAAAGCGAUGUGUUAUGAAGGCGAAUGCGGUGCCUGUAUCGUCAGUGUAACAUUCAAAGACAAAACAAUAAGUGUAAAUUCCUGUCUUGUACCGAUACUGAUCUGUGACGGAUGGAAUAUUAACACGAUUGAAGGUAUAGGUAAUAAGCGAGACGGAUAUCAUAUAAUUCAAGCUGCGCUUGCUCAAAAAAAUGGCUCGCAAUGUGGAUAUUGCUCUCCUGGCAUGGUGAUGAAUAUGUACAGUCUCAUGACUGGUAAUUCGAGUUUGUCUAUGCAGCAAAUCGAAAAUUCAUUUGGUGGUAACUUUUGCCGAUGUACUGGAUAUCGUGCAAUUUUGAAUGCGUUCAGGGGAUUUGCCACCGAUGCAUCUCCAUCAAUGGUGAAAGACAUUGAGGAGUUAUACAAAAUCGAAGCUUGCCAGAAAUACGAAAUGCCAUGUGUACGUAGUUGCUACGAUAAGCAACUUUGUGAUAAAAACACAAUGUUGAGUAUAAAGUUACAAGACGCACACUUCUACAAAGUUUUCACGAUCAAGGAUAUAUUUACGAUAUUUGAGAAAAACCCAAAUGCAACGUAUAUAUUAAAUGGAGGAAAUACUGCACACGGUGUCUAUCGUUCGAGCAAAAAAGACAUAUACAUUGAUGUAAACAGCGUUCCAGACUUGCAUAAAAUUUCAAAAUCAGAUUUUGGUUUGGUCCUAGGAGGAAACGUAACCAUUACUACGGCGCUACAGACGUUCCAGAAAUAUUCAAAUGAUACCGGAUUUAAAUAUCUAAGUCACUUGGCCGAGUAUGUAGAAAUGAUUGCAAACGUUUCCGUGCGAAAUAUUGGCACCAUAGCUGGGAAUUUAAUGCUGAAAUACCAACACAAAGAGUUUCCAGCCGAUUUGUUUUUGAUACUAGAGGCUGCCGGUGCUAAAGUAGUUAUUGAGAAAAGUCUUAACGACACGCAAAAUUAUUUCUUGUAUGAAUUUCUGAAGUUCAAUAUGCAUCAUAAAAUUAUCAAUAGCAUUUUGUUAGAUCCGAUACGUGAUAACGAGUAUAUAUACAAAUUCUACAAGAUCAUGCCUAGAGCACAAAACGCUCGCGAUCACAUCAACGCCGGCUUUCUCUUCAAACUCGACGGUGACGGCAAGGUGUUGGAGUUACCUAACAUCAUCUUCGGUGGCAUCGACAGGUUUUUUUUACACGCAAAACAUACAGAGGAAAUAUUGGUGGGUAAAUCUGUCUUCGACAAGAAAACACAGAAGUUAAUUAUGCAAAUGUUGCAAGUCGAUCUACAACCAGAUCAUGAGCUCCCGAAUUACUCGCCGAAAUUUCGCAAGACUCUCGCCGAAGGAUUAUUUUACAAGUUUUUGUUAAGCAUCAAACCGGAGAAUGUACAUCCUAAUUAUCGUAGCGGAGGCACCUUAUUAGAACGAGGUCUUUCUUCAGGUAAGCAAGAAUACGACACAAAUAAGGACAUAUGGCCAAUGAGUAAGCCUAUGCCAAAGUUAGAAUCUUUAGACCAGACAUCGGGCGAAGCCCAAUAUUGCAAUGAUCUGGGUCCAUAUCUUAGAGAAGUGUUUUGUACUUUCGUUCUCACCGAAAUCGGUAAUGGCAAGAUUGAUAGUAUAGAUGCAAGCAACGCGCUUAAAAUAAAGGGUGUAGUAGCGUUCCUCAGUGCCAAAGACAUACCCGGACAAAAUCUGUGCAUUUCGGCCGCUAGCAAGUUGAUGUUCUUGCCAGAGGAUGAGUUGCUGUUCGCCGAAGAGGAUGUUUUGUAUGCCGGCCAACCAGUUGGAGUAAUUGUCGCGGAGACGCAUGAUUUGGCGAUUGAGGCUGCAAAAUUGGUGGAAAUUAAAUAUAUCGAACCUCUGAAAACGAAGCCGGUGAUAAGUAUUGAGGACGCUCUAAAUUCGAAGGACAAUACUAGAAUCAGACAAAGCGCUAAUAUUCCAGCAAAGAGGAAAGGAACCGAUAUUAAACAUGUGAUAAAGGGUGUUUUCCAGUGCAAUGGUCAAUAUCACCAUACCCUUGAGACUCAAUCCUGCAUAUGCGUUCCUGAGGGUGGUAUUAUAGACGUCUAUCCCUCGUCACAAUGGAUGGAUCUCAUUCAAGUAUCGAUCGCUAAUUGUCUUAAUGUUAAAAAUAAUAGCAUUAAUGUGCAUGUCAGUCGACUUGGCGGUUCGUAUGGAUCGAAAAUCUCACGCAAUGCACAAAUUUCAUGUGCUUGCGCAUUGGUAUGUCAUACACUGAACCGUCCAGCGCGAUUCAUCAUGACAAUAGAGAGUAAUAUGCAAUCGAUAGGCAAGAGAUGUUCUAUGCGUCAAGAAUAUGAGAUCGGAAUAAACAAUGACGGAGUUAUACAGUAUCUCAACUCAAAUCAUUGGAGCAAUUGCGGAUCUAGUUUCAAUGAAUCACAAGUUGCUAUGACAGCUUCCUACAUGGAAGGAUGCUGCUAUUCAACCGAUACUUGGACGUUGAACGGAUUUGAUGUAAGAACCGAUUUACCGUCAAACACGUUUUGUCGGGCAUCAGGAACUGCGGAAGGAGUAGCUAUGGUCGAGAAUAUGAUGGAGCACAUUGCGAAAGUGAUGGAAAAAGAUUCGCUAGAAGUCAAAAUGGCGAAUAUGAAUGAUGAGGAUAGACCCGUAUUAGAAACCAUAAUAAAGGAUCUGUGGAAGCAGACCGAUUACCAACGGAACAAAGAAUCCAUUGAUGAUUUCAACUUACAAAAUCGCUGGAAGAAAAAGGGAUUAGCCACCGUACAAAUGAAGUAUUUGAUAACAUAUGAAGGACAAUUCGAUGCGAUGGUAUCGGUUUGCGCUCGUGACGGUUCGGUAUGCGUGACGCACAGUGGAAUUGAGAUCGAUCAAGGUAUAAAUACAAAGAUUGCUCAAAUAGCAGCUCAUACACUGGGUAUCGAUAUGGAAAUAAUCUCCGUUAAACAGAGCAAUAAUAUAAUAGCACCUAACGAUUCAACGGGACACAGCAUUACUACAAUAACUUGCGGAUAUGCAACGAUCCAAGCUUGUAAUCGGAUUUUGAAGAGACUUGAACCGAUAAGAAAAGAAAUGGAAAAUCCGACAUGGAAGGAUCUUGUUUUUACAGCAUAUCAAAAUGGCAUUGAUUUAUGUGAACAUUAUGUGUUGGUGCCUGAAAAUACGAAGUCUUCCACCAUUUACGGUGGCACUACUGCCGAAGUAGAAAUCGAUGUGUUAACCGGUCAGCACGUUAUCAGAAGGGUUGAUUUGAUGAUUGAAGCUGGUCUAAGCUUAAAUCCGGAAAUUGACAUUGGUCUGAUGGAGGGAGCUUUCGUGAUGGGAAUAGGAUACUGGACUUCUGAGGAUCUGGUGUAUCAUCCUUAUACAGGAGAAUUAAUUAAUAACAGAACGUGGAAUUAUAUGUCACCAGGAGUGAAAGAUAUUUCUGAAGAUUUCCGCAUAUUCUUACGCAAAUCGCCCAUCGACUAUGUCGAUAUCUACGAUUCAAAACCAAACGAUGAAUUACCAUUUUGUAUGAGUUACGUAAUUCCGAUAGCGAUCCGUAAAGCCUUGAAUUCCGCAAGAGCGGAUGCAGGAAAUACAGAAUGGUAUCAAUUGGAUGGUCCGUGUACUACCGAACGUAUACUUCUAACUAGUUUAACCAACAAAAAUGAUAUGGUGUUUUCAAAGUGA
This is a messenger RNA of Mycetomoellerius zeteki, 3731 nucleotides long. RefSeq names its product xanthine dehydrogenase 1-like. Gene Ontology annotation, molecular function: oxidoreductase activity; 2 iron, 2 sulfur cluster binding; iron ion binding. The transcript has 16 exons. NCBI's taxonomy places the organism in Eukaryota, Metazoa, Arthropoda, Insecta, Hymenoptera, Formicidae. The coding region runs from base 81 to 3731 and encodes 1216 amino acids. The record is from RefSeq and is a predicted model, not a curated record.